Molecule: messenger RNA, 2889 nt
Organism: Eremothecium sinecaudum
Lineage: Eukaryota; Fungi; Ascomycota; Saccharomycetes; Saccharomycetales; Saccharomycetaceae
Product: M1 family metallopeptidase
Exons: 2
Coding region: 1-2889 (962 amino acids)
Biological process (GO): peptide catabolic process; proteolysis
Cellular component (GO): cytoplasm
Molecular function (GO): peptide binding; metalloaminopeptidase activity; zinc ion binding
Source: RefSeq, a predicted model, not a curated record
AUGCAAAUCUACAAAGUGCUUCCGACGUGGGUACCGAUGUGGUUUCAACAUCAAGUUAGCACACGCGAAAUGCUAGGACUGUUAAGGAGAUCAGCGUUUGGAUUACGAAACCCAGUGGUCCGUUCAUACACCUGGCAGGCUUCUAGGGCCGUUCCUCUACUUUUUCCAACAUCUACGACGCUGGUGCGCACGCCUUUUCCGCAACACACAGCAGAGCGCACUCUAAUAACCACCACACGUCCUCCAUGUAACAAGUGCGAGGCUCUGCGCAAGAAAGCAAGAGACAACAUGUACAACAAAUUCAAUGUUGAUGAUGGUGGUGCCUCAGACCGUGAGGCACUUCCAGUUAAUGUCACACCUUUGCGCUAUGGUUUGCAAGUUGAGCCAGAUUUCGAGAAGUUUACCUUUAAUGGUGUUGUUGAGAUUGACUUGAAGGUGAAUGACAAGACUGUGGACACAAUUGAGUUGAAUACAGCUGACAUUGAUAUUAAGGAGGCUCGUAUUGGCAAGGCUGUUGCUUUGUCCACCGAGUAUAACGAGGAAUACCAACGGACCAAAUUUACUUUCCCUGAGGGCACUCUAAGCGAUGACAAUGCAACCUUGAAUAUUACUUUUGUUGGAAUUUUGAACAACAAUAUGGCCGGUUUCUACCGCGCCAAGUACACUGACAAGGUUACUGGAGAGACUAAGUAUAUGGCAACCACCCAAAUGGAGCCAACUGAUGCUCGUCGUGCGUUCCCUUGUUUUGAUGAGCCUAGCUUGAAGGCCGAGUUUGAUGUUACGUUGAUUUCUGAACCUAAAUACACCCAUCUAUCCAAUAUGGAUGUUAAGAAGGAAGAAAUUUGCGAAGGCAAGAAAUAUACGGUUUUCAAUACUACCCCACGCAUGUCUACAUACUUGGUUGCAUUUAUUGUUGCAGAGUUGCGUUAUGUAGAGAACAAUGACUUCAGAAUUCCAAUUCGUGUAUAUGCUACUCCAGGAAAUGAGCACGAGGGUCACUUCGCCGCAGCAUUGAGUGCUAAGACAUUAGAAUUUUUUGAAAAAUCCUUUGGUAUCAAGUAUCCUUUACCUAAAUUGGAUAAUGUCGCUGUUCAUGAGUUCAGUGCUGGUGCCAUGGAAAAUUGGGGGUUGGUCACAUAUCGUGUUGUAGACCUACUUUUGGACCGUGAGAAAGCAACUUUGGGACGUAUUCAAAGAGUCGCGGAAGUUGUUCAACACGAGCUAGCUCACCAAUGGUUCGGUAACUUGGUUACUAUGGACUGGUGGGAAGGUUUGUGGUUAAACGAAGGGUUUGCUACUUGGAUGUCUUGGUACUCUUGUAACGAAUUCGAGCCAGAAUGGAAGGUGUGGGAGCAAUAUGUUCCAGACACUUUACAAAGUGCAUUGAGUUUAGACGCUUUGAGAUCAUCUCAUCCUAUUGAAGUUCCUGUCAAGAGAGCUGACGAGAUUAACCAAAUUUUCGAUGCGAUCUCGUACUCGAAAGGUUCUUCGUUGUUGAGGAUGACCUCAAAGUGGUUGGGAGAAGAUGUCUUCGUCAAGGGUGUCUCCAAUUACUUGAACGAAUUUAAAUACGGAAAUGCUAAGACAACUGACCUAUGGCAAGCUUUGUCUAAAGAAUCCGGAAAGGAUGUUAAACAAGUUAUGGAUAUUUGGACUAAGAAGGUUGGGUUUCCAGUGAUUACCGUUGAGGAGGAGGGUGGAAAACUCACCUUUAAGCAAAAUCGUUUCUUAUCUACAGGUGACGUUAAACCCGAAGAAGAUGAGACAAUCUACCCAGUGUUCUUGUCCUUGAAGACAAACAAGGGUGUCGAUAACAGUUUGGUACUAGACAAAAGAAGUAUGACAAUCGACUUGGAAGACGCUGAAUUCUUUAAGGUCAAUGCGGAGCAGGCUGGUAUUUAUGUUACCUCUUACAGUGACGAGAGAUGGACUAAAUUGGCCUCUCAGGCACCCCAUCUCUCUGUCGAAGACAGAACUGGCUUAGUGGCUGAUGUGAAGACUUUAGCUUCGUCAGGUUAUACUUCAACUACCAAUUUGCUAAACUUAGUAUCUUCGUGGAAGAACGAUAACUCUUUCGUUGUUUGGAAUCAAAUCAUUAACAGCUUACAAUUCUUCAAAUCAGCCUGGUUAUUUGAGAAAGAAGAAGUCAACGUUGCUAUAAAUGCUUUUAUAAGAGACUUGGUUGCGCGUAAGGCUCAUGAAUUAGGUCACGAAUUUUCUUCUGAGGAUACUUUCGCCGAACAGCGUUUGAAGGUUGAGAUGUUCGGUGCUGCUUGUUCUGCUGAAGACCCAGAAACAAUAGCUGCUGCUUUAGAGAUGUUUGAGAAAUAUACUGCUGGGGAUCAACAUGCUAUUCCAGUUUUGAUUAAACCUGCUGUUUUUAAUGCCGCCGCUUCAAAAGGUGGGGAAGAAAACUACAACAAGCUAUUUAACAUCUACAGGAAUCCUCACUCUAACGACGAGAAGCUAGCUGCUCUACGAAGCUUAGGUAGGUUUGAAGACCCAGAACUAAUUAAGAGAACUUUGUGCUACUUAUUGGAUGGUACUGUCUUGAACCAAGAUAUUUACAUUCCCAUUCAGGGUUUGCGUGCACAUAAGCCUGGUAUUCUUGCACUAUGGGAUUGGUUGCAAGCAAACUGGGAUGAUAUAUCUGAGAGAUUACCACCUUCGUUAUCAAUGUUAGGUUCAGUUGUGGUCCUUUCCACAUCUGGUUUUACCUCUGCGGAACAUAUAGAACAAAUCAAGUCGUUCUUCUCUACUCGUUCGACCAAAGGUUUUGACCAAAGUUUAGCCCAAGCUUUGGAUUCUAUCACUACUAAAUCUCAUUGGGUGGAUAGGGACCGUAAUAAUGUUGAGGAGUAUUUGAGAAACAUCAAGUAUUUGCAGUAA